AUGGUGGGGCGUUAUGUGGUUGUUCAAAUUCCUGGAGACCUGAACAUUCUUAGUAUUGUUGAAGCUGGAGUCUACGGGUAUUUGGCAGGAAAUCGGGCAGUAGGAGGAGCCACUUUACAGUCAUCAACAUAUGCAGACUUGAUUGCUGAGAAGGCCAUUGAUGGUAAUCGAGGUCUCCAGCAGUUGUAUACAGGAUGCUCCUCAACCCUUAAUGAGACAGACCCGUGGUGGAGGCUGGAUCUGCAUGAUGUCUACCGAGUCAGUAACGUGAUCGUCACUAACAGAAAAGACUGCUGUGCAGAACUAAUAAACGGAGCAGAGAUUCGCAUCGGAAACUCUUUGGACAACAACGGGAACAAUAAUCCCAUAUGUGCUGUUAUUCCUGCUAUUCCAGCAGGUGAGUCCUACAACUACUCAUGUGAUGGAUUAGAUGGACGUUACGUGAAUAUUCACAUUCCUGGAGACGGGAAAAUUCUUCUGCUUUGUGAGGUUGAAGUCUAUGGGUACUUGGCAGAAAAUCUGGCGGUACCUGGAGCUGCUUUUCAGUCAUCAACAUCUAUGAACGGGUUUGCUGAGAAGGCCAUUGAUCGAGGUCUCCAGCAGUUGUAUACGGGAUGCUCCUCAACCCUUAAUGAGACAGACCCGUGGUGGAAGCUGGAUCUGCGUUAUAUUUACCGAAUCAAUAAAGUGGUCAUCACUAACAGAAAAGACUGCUGUGCAGAACAAAUAAAUGGAGCGGAGAUUCACGUCGGAAACUCUUUGGAGAACAACGGCGCCAAUAAUCCCAUAUGUGCUGUUAUUCCUGCUAUUCCAGCAGGUGAGUCCUACAACUACUUCUGCGGUGGGAUGGAAGGACGUUACGUGACUCUGAUCAUUCCUGGAGACAUGAAGAUACUCACUCUGUGUGAGGUGAAGGUCUAUGGACAAGGUCCCUGUUUAAAAAAAUCGUUUGUAAAGCUGUUGUUUCACUCCAGUAAAGAUUUGACUGACCCUACAAUGAGAAAAAACGUUCUGAAACGGUUGGGAUCUGCUCUGGCUGAUAGAGGAUUCACAAACGUGACACUGAGUUGGUCCCAAACGCCUAAACAGGAAGUGAUGCGGAUAGUGAACGAUGACAAUCGUGAGUGUGUUGUCACAGCCAUAGAAUAACAUAUGACACGGGCUGCACAAUUACAAAUGAUCAUAUAACCGUGAUAUGUAAUAACAGAAAUGUUUUAUUUACAGGUCUCUGUAAUACAAGACAUUAAUGGCCUGAAACUCAACAGUGUCUCUGACUCCCUAAAUUGGCAUUCACAUUGGUUUUAUACAGUGAACACUGUUGGACACAACUCAACAUUUAGACGAGCCUUUGAAAUACUGGGAGAAUAAAGUCUGCUCAAAAUUGUACUCUUUGGAAGCCGUGAUACACACCAUGUUUGGAGGUCAAAUAGCACUCCACAUCACCCCAAAUCAUUACAGUGUAUAUGUAAUGAUUUGGGGUGACAAUAUGACAAAAUUCAUAUUCUUGAUAAUAAAAAUCUGCCAAACACACAGCCAAAGACACCCUCAAUUGGUUUUAGAGAAAGAAAGUCAAGCUGCUAGAACUAUUGACUUUAAUUCAAAGUUCAUAGAAGAGGCUCACUGAACCUUGAAGAUUUGAAGACUUUUUCUAGAAGAAUGGGGCAUAAUCACUCCUGAGCAAAGCAUACAACCAGUUCCUCACACAGGAGGUGUCUUGAAGCUGUCUUUAACAACGAAGUCGCUUGUGUUUAAUAAUACUUUCAUUUUAGUAAGCAUGUUCAAUACUUUUACCCUGGGUCAAUCCCUUUUAUUACACAGAACUUAACUUCUGCCUUUAUUCAUAGUUUUCUUUAUAUGCAAGGAUUAUUUGCGUUGUUACCAACAUCUGCUGAAGAGUUCAUGUCAGCAGCCAAAAAACAGUGA
Puntigrus tetrazona (Sumatra barb) is the source of this 1923-nucleotide messenger RNA. RefSeq lists its product as uncharacterized. The coding region runs from base 1 to 1149 and encodes 382 amino acids. The record is from RefSeq and is a predicted model, not a curated record. NCBI's taxonomy places the organism in Eukaryota, Metazoa, Chordata, Actinopteri, Cypriniformes, Cyprinidae. The transcript is spliced from 7 exons.